This is a messenger RNA of Impatiens glandulifera, 504 nucleotides long. Its product is annotated as VQ motif-containing protein 17-like. The transcript has a single exon. The coding region runs from base 1 to 504 and encodes 167 amino acids. Lineage: Eukaryota; Viridiplantae; Streptophyta; Magnoliopsida; Ericales; Balsaminaceae. The record is from RefSeq and is a predicted model, not a curated record. Gene Ontology annotation, cellular component: nucleus.
AUGAUAGAGAAGACCAACAAGAUACGAAACGACGUCGUGAACUUUGGGUCGUCGGCAACCGCCUUAAGCAUAAACGACAAGUCGAUAGUGAUAUCAAAGAUCAAGCCCAAGAUUCGGAUAAUUCAUAUAAUUGCCCCUGAAAUCAUUAAGACCGACAUAACCAACUUCAGGGAUCUUGUCCAAAGUCUCACCGGAAAAUCCAGCAUAAGGAAUAAUAAUAAUAUUGGAAAGAAAAAAAGCUUGACGUCGGGUUCUUCUCCGGCGGCGAUGACUCCGGCGAGUACAAGCAAGAGUACUGUUAUUAGUAAUCAUAAUCAUCAUCAUCAUGGUAUGCAGCAGAUAUUGAAGAACGAAAUAAUUAAGGAUGAAAUAUAUCAGCCAUGGGAAGGUGACGUCAUGAUCAAUACAGAUGGUAUUUUUGGUACGGGUUUCUUUUCGGACAUGGAUUCCUUAAUUAUUAAUCAUCAUCAUCAUCAUCACGAUCUCGCUGGUGGGUUUUCCUAA